Molecule: messenger RNA, 2149 nt
Organism: Penaeus monodon (black tiger shrimp)
Lineage: Eukaryota; Metazoa; Arthropoda; Malacostraca; Decapoda; Penaeidae
Gene: wds
Product: WD repeat-containing protein 5
Cellular component (GO): Set1C/COMPASS complex
Molecular function (GO): histone binding
Source: RefSeq, a predicted model, not a curated record
CCGCCUCCGCCGCCCGUGGAACCGCCCUCGACGCCCCUGCCGCGAAGGGUGCUCGUGCUGGGGCGCCUCGGCCGAUGGUGGCCCUUAGAGCGCCGCCAGAGCCAAAGAAUUUUCCUUGUGCUUCUACAGAGUUAUGGCUGACUCAACCUCGGAUGGCGCGUACACACGCUCAGUGUAAUGUCGGGCAUGUGCCAUUAUUUCUCAUCCUAGACGAGGGAUGGGCGCGAUAUACCCUCUGUUGAUGGGCGUGGGCGUGUGCUGGUAGCCGUGGUGGGCUGGAUGGCCCCGGCCCUCCAUGAUAGAGCGCGAUACACGGCGCGGACGCUUUCGGCUCUCGCAGCGCUAACCGCCGCCGCCGCCACGCGCCAAGCCAGCCCGCGCCCUGAUUGGUCAGCGUCGCCGUCAACUCGCACCCUGAUUGGUUGGCGCCGGUCACAUGACCACGCUACCUGCUCACUGGCCUACCUCGCCCAUUACGACUUUCAUACGACUCUUAUUCACCUUCUUUUCCAGAUUUCGUGCAUGACGAACGCUUAGCUAGCAUGCAGCAUAAUGCACAAUCGGAAAAAAGUCCGCCUCGGGUUCCUGAGGAGCACAUUUACUCGCGUCUUUCCUCCGCGAGUCUCAGAACAUCAUGGCUGCCCUGACGUCACUCCCGGUUCCAACAACGCAUCCAACCGCCAGACAUCGCACCAACACGCUCUCCUAAAAACCCUCAACAUUCUGUAAAACUCCAAAUCCACGAGGCGCACGGAAUUUUAGACCUUGGAAAUAUUUCCACGCCGCACGGGCACCCAAGCCGCAGAGUACCAUAAUUUUCUUCCUACGCCAAUUGCAUAACUGACAUCACUGCCUCUCACAUGGCAGUGUUUGUGUUUGGGUGUAAAUAGUGCUCUCCAAAGACCUAGGGAUCAAUUCUCCUCCAAAGUCACCUUUUUUCGCGGAUUCCAUCUCAUUCUUGGUAGGGAAUGCUGUAGAAUAUAGCUGCAGUUUUAUUUGUCAAAAUUUGACUUCAACAUGUCAGAAGAACAGAGAAGUGGUGGAGAAAACAGCUCCAGCACAAAGCCAGCCAGUCAUACACUUUUUCUGGGCAUUCUAAAGCAGUUUCGUCAGUCAAGUUCAGCCCAACAGGAGAUUGGCUAGCUAGUUCCUCGGCUGACAAAGUUAUCAAGAUAUGGGGAGCUUAUGAUGGAAAGUUUGAAAAGACUUUGUCAGGACACAAACUGGGUAUCAGUGAUGUAGCUUGGUCUCAUGACAGCAGACUCCUAGUAUCUGCCUCAGAUGACAAAACAUUAAAAAUAUGGGAACUGGCAUCUGGCAAAUGUGUGAAAACACUGAAAGGCCACAGCAACUAUGUGUUCUGCUGUAACUUCAACCCACAGUCCAACCUUAUUGUCUCAGGCUCAUUUGAUGAGAGUGUACGAAUUUGGGAUGUUAAAACAGGCAAGUGUUUAAAAACGCUUCCAGCCCAUUCGGAUCCAGUCAGUGCUGUUAACUUCAAUCGAGAUGGCACACUUAUUGUCUCUAGUAGUUAUGAUGGGUUAUGUCGAAUCUGGGACACCACUUCUGGGCAGUGCCUCAAAACACUCAUUGAUGAUGACAAUCCACCUGUCUCCUUUGUAAAGUUCUCUCCUAAUGGAAAAUAUAUACUGGCAGCAACCUUAGAUAACACAUUAAAACUCUGGGACUAUAGUAAAGGCAAAUGCCUCAAAACCUACACAGGGCACAAGAAUGAAAAGUAUUGCAUAUUUGCCAAUUUCUCAGUAACAGGAGGAAAGUGGAUUGUCUCUGGAUCAGAAGAUAACCUUAUCUAUAUUUGGAAUUUACAAACCAAAGAAAUUGUUCAGAAAUUAGAAGGCCAUUCAGAUGUUGUACUAUGUACAGCCUGCCAUCCGACACAGAACAUCAUUGCUUCCGGAGCAUUAGAAAAUGACAAAACAAUCAAACUGUGGAAGAGUGACACUUAAAAGAACAUUCUAGAAACCCCUUUUUUCUCCCUCAUUUCAUGCCUUAUGUCAAGAGUAAUUUUGCAAAAAUGUUUUGAGUUUAUGGCUUAAAUGAAAUGAUUUUUUGUAGGUUUUGUCUUUUAUUUUUUUAUCCCAAGAUAUUUUUGGCUUAAAGUGAAAGAAUAUAAUUUGCCUUAAUUUUG